AUGAAUGGCCGAAAUGGCCCCUUGUCGCCUAUUUCUGUAGGAGAUAGUGAAUGGUCUGGCAUUUCGAAAUACCAAGGUAUCGAGAACGAUUCGCCCUACUUCCCACCGAAUAAUCGUGGGCAACUUGCUUCACCGCCAAUAUCAAGUGGCUCAAACGGCACGAUGAAUGGAGGAGCAUUUCCCCCCAGAGGAUCAUCUGCGGGGAGUCCAGCCGCUGGUCAGCCUUCGCCGCCGAGCUCUAUAGCGAGAUCUAGUGUUGGGACGGGCAUGUAUGCGCAGAGCGAGAGUGGCAGGAGUAGGAAGGACGAGCAAUUCGAAAGUACCCUGUCCGAACAUUAUGUCGCCCUCAAGAGAUAUCUGGCCGCGUCACUGCGGGACGAGAAAGGGAACCCAAGACCAAAUAGGGCACGGGAUAAACUGCUGAGGCUGUCGCCUGUGCAAUUUCAAGAACUGAGCACGGAUGUGUUCGACGAACUGCUACGGAGACAGCAGUCUGGGAGAAGGACACCAAAUGGAGGGACACCAGAUGGAGGACCACCGCCAUACUUGUUACCGAAGGAUACUUUCCAUCCAAAAAGAAAUCAAGCCAGACAAAAGCUAUCCACCCUCCCACCACCUAGAUUUCGUGACCUAGCGACAGAUGUAUACUACGAGUUGGAGAGGAGGUUUCCCAAAUUCGCUGCAGGAGAUAUCAGUCGAAUGGGUAGUCCUGCCUCUAUGAGAGGACCACCAAGCAGAAAUGGGAACGGUACACCUGUAAAUGGAAUGCCUCGUAUGCGCCGACCUUCAGAUGCAAGUUCUAUAGCAGGAUACUCAAUGAGGAGUGAGUCUCGAAAUGGGCCACGGGCAAUGAACGGUGGACCUAUGAAUGGAGGAAUGAAUGGAGGCCUUGGCGUGCCACCUUCCCCAGGCUUGCCCCCGAAUGAUUAUGGUCGACCUACCCCAAAGACAUUCCAAAGUAAUACAAUAGUGCCAAAUAAGAGCACAAUGGUUGAAGAUGACGAGACUGGAGGCGAGGAUAAUGAUGAAGAUGAUGGAGAUGCUUUUGGCUUGGAAGGUGCUGCCCGGAGUAGGAAUAAGAGUGUCGGAGGCUCCUCAGAAACCGAUAAGAAACUCAUCGAUGACUACCAGUCGCAAGUUGCCGAGCUACGGGACAAACUUGAUGCUAUGGAGGAUACCCUGAAGCAGAAAGACGAUGAGCUGAAUAACGUGCUGAAUGGCGAGAGAAGUCGAGCGACUGCACUAAAUAUGGAAAAGAAGGAGUUCUCGGACUUGAAAAUGGACUUGGAGAGUAAGCUUGCAGAUGCACAAAAUCUGAGCGAGUCGCUACAAUCGGAAUUGGAUCGUGUGAGGGCUUCACAGGCAAAUACCGAAAGAGAGCUUCGCUCACAAAUCGACGAGCUAAGAGCAGCGGGCCCUCCACCAGGCUCAAGAGGGGCGGGCAGCUCGGACCUGGAGAGGGAGAAUGAAGAAUUGAGAAACGAACUGCGAGAACAGCAGAUAGUUACGGAUGAGGUUCGUCGGGAAGCUCAAGAGUUCCUUCGAGAAAUGCGCGUCCUAUCUGAACGGAGCGAAUCUUCGUACGACAGGGAGGAACAGCUCUCCAAUACUGUCAACAAAUUAGAAGAGGAAGUCAAGGAUUGGAGAAAUCGAUACGCCCGGACCAAGACACAGCUCCGAAGUUUAAGAGCAUCCUCUAUAGGUCUCACUAUCCAACAAGACGCAGCAAAAUAUGCCAAGGAGAGUGGUUUCACAGAGGCGAAUGGAAUGGUCAAGGAUGUCCAUGUUACCAAAUUUCAAAUCUCGAUUGAUGAGCUUCUACGAACGGCACGAGUUGAUGAUCCAGCAAGAGUGAUAGAGUUUAUGAAGUCAGUCGUCGUAAAUGUGCGAAGGAUUACGCAGGAUAUUGAUGAGGCACCAUCCAGCAGUGAAGACUUGGCCCAACAGCAAACGAAGUUGAAAUCAAGGGUGUCGGCUACGGCAAACAACCUAAUUACAGCUUCAAAGAACUUCGCUUCGGCGAAGGGCUUGUCUCCCGUAUCGUUACUUGAUGCGGCUGCUUCACAUUUGACCUCUGCUGUGGUCGAGCUUGUUAGAACCGUGAAAAUUCGCCCAACCCCUGCCGGCGAGCUAGAUGACGACGAUGAUGGAAGUCUGGCUCCAGUCGACACGACUGGCUUCUUUCCCGUCCGUGACCCAAGACAGGAGAUCGUUCCACCGCCAUUCCAAGGUCUCGCGCGCAUGAGUGCCGAUUCUUCGAUGUAUAGCCCGAUCAACUCGCCUCGGGAAUCUACCAUGCGACCCAAAAGUUCAGGGAAGGAAUCGUGGGCGGGUCGUCAACGAUCUAUGUCUCGGGGUGCUCAGAAUGGAAACGGUUACACGAAUGGCAACAAAGCUCUUCCUCCAGCACCAAUGGGAGUCGGUUUCGGCAUCAGAACACAAGACAGUGAUGUUGAAGAACUUAAGAUCUAUCUCGAAGAUCAGACUGCCCUAUUGGUGCAGAAUAUUCAGUCUCUCGUAUCCUCGAUCCGCUCCGAGGCUGGGAUAACUGCUAUCUCAACACAAAUCAACGCUAUUGCUGAUGUCGUUGGCACAGUUGUUUCUUCGACUGAAACUGCUAUGUCCUCAACCGGCAACGGCGUUCUUAGAACACAAGGAGAGCCUAUCAUUCGCAAACUAGCAGGCAUUCGGCAACGCCUGAUCGACGCAGGAAAGACCGGUAGAGAUAUCGCAGACGAGGGUCGCGACGAUGAUGAGGGCGAACGAGCCUGGAGAGCAUGGAACCAAUCGCUACCACCAAUAGCAUUUGAAAUUGCUCGCGAAACAAAAGAGUUGGUGCUGCGUGUGGACGUAAUCGACGGCGACAGAGGCCAAGGUGGAGAUGAUGAUUUCUCAUGA
This is a messenger RNA of Cadophora gregata, 2898 nucleotides long. RefSeq names its product component of the polarisome (gene SPA2). The record is from RefSeq and is a predicted model, not a curated record. Gene Ontology annotation, cellular component: actomyosin contractile ring; cell cortex of growing cell tip. Lineage: Eukaryota; Fungi; Ascomycota; Leotiomycetes; Helotiales; Ploettnerulaceae. Gene Ontology annotation, molecular function: MAP kinase scaffold activity. Bases 1 to 2898 code for a protein of 965 amino acids. The transcript is spliced from 3 exons.